AUGAGCAGCGGGGCGGGGGGCGCGACCGGGGACGGGAACGGGGCCGAGAGCGGGGCCGAGCGGCGGGUCCGCAUCGUGGUGGAGUACUGCUUCGAGGCCACGUACCAGGAGCUGGCGAGCGCCGUGCGGGACGAGUACCCCGACAUCGAGAUCGAGUCACGGCUGGGGGGCACCGGUGCCUUUGAGAUCGAGAUCAACGGGCAGCUCGUCUUCUCCAAGCUGGAGAACGGGGGCUUUCCCUACGAGAAGGACCUGAUCGAGGCCAUCCGCAGAGCCCGAAAUGGGGAGCCCCUGGAGAAAAUCACCAACAGCCGCCCCCCCUGCGUCAUCCUGUAACCCCCCGGGGCCGGCGGGGUCCCCCCGCGCCGCCUUCCUUCAAUCCCUGCACGACUGGGGGGCAGCUCAGGAGCCUCCUGGGGACCCCCAUCCUGGCACUGGGGGUCACCCUGUCCCCUGCUGACCUGCUGUGGGGUGUAGCCGUGGCCUGGGGGGGCUCUCCCUCCUGCCUUUGCCUUCCCCCCUCAUCAGCUGCACCUCGCUGGGGGGCACAAGGGGGUCCCCGUGGCACCCUCAUCUCUCUCUGCUGGCCUCUCCCCUCCCUCACCCCCUGGGCAUCUGGGGGUCUCCCAUGAACGGGGAGCCAGGCAGGAGCAGCUCCCAGCAGGUUCAUUCCAAGGGGAACCCGCUGGCUGUAACUUCCCUGGGAUUUGUUAAUGAUUAAAGUCCCUCUGUCACUGUUUAAUCCGGGGCAGGGGCCGGCCAUGGGAGCCCCAGCCCAGCCCCACGGCCACAGGUGUGUUCACAUUCCCCCCUCCCCAUUCCCAGGCUCCCAGCUCCUGCUUCCUGCCUGGAAUGAGCCUGCCCUUGGCCUCGGGGCAAGGGGGCCCCCCUAUUUAUUCUAUACUGUGUAUAAACCCAACGGCCUGGGCGGAAUAAAGGAUGGAGAACGUGG
Molecule: messenger RNA, 952 nt
Organism: Parus major (Great Tit)
Lineage: Eukaryota; Metazoa; Chordata; Aves; Passeriformes; Paridae
Gene: MIEN1
Product: migration and invasion enhancer 1
Exons: 4
Coding region: 1-336 (111 amino acids)
Biological process (GO): positive regulation of filopodium assembly; negative regulation of apoptotic process
Source: RefSeq, a predicted model, not a curated record